Pisolithus orientalis is the source of this 1750-nucleotide messenger RNA. RefSeq lists its product as uncharacterized. Bases 124 to 1494 code for a protein of 456 amino acids. Lineage: Eukaryota; Fungi; Basidiomycota; Agaricomycetes; Boletales; Pisolithaceae. The record is from RefSeq and is a predicted model, not a curated record. The transcript is spliced from 4 exons.
UAUCCAAACGGGUCAGCGGGGUGGACCUGUCGGGCCAGGGAGCUCUUCGAAGAGUCGACUUCAGGUCUCUGAGUUUCAGAGUGGCAGCACUAAUCGUACUAUCCAGCAGGCUCCGAAACCCGUAUGUCAGUAAACCGCGUCAAUGCCACUAUAUCCGGGUCAUUGCCCCAGAUCGCUCCUGCGGCUCCUUCUCCCCAUCUACAGCGUCAGGACGUUACAAGAACGAUAGAUAAGCUCGUACCUUCUGGAAAUGACCAGCUACGCAACAAUGGCCAUGACAGCCUCAGGCAAAGCCAAAUGGAACAAUCUCUUAAGCGAUCCGUGACGCUCGUCAUUUGGUAUAAGCAUGAGAUACCUACCUUUCCUUUGUUUCAGAUUUCCCAUUUUCCCUCACUCGUUUCGGAUCUUGAGUUGACACCAGCGUCUUGUCUUGACGCAUAUAAUGCCAUUAGUGGGUACUGGGAGCAACACAUGAUCACUACAGUCCGUACCAUCGAGUCGGAACAGAGGCUAUUGUACAAGCUGAGAAAAAGCUUGGUUUCUGGCCUUGCGGAUGACGAAUGCAAAGGUCUUUCGGAGGAGUUUGCAUUGCAACCCAGGCGAAAUCAACAUCAACUCGCUAGUCCCGCCCUUCCUUCUACGUCCCACAAGCGAACACUUUCCGCUGAUGCUGAGGUUCCAACUUCCAAACGUUUCUUCGUUCCCGAGAACUAUUCUCCCCAUUCCAUGUACAUGCCGCCGAUAGGCUAUGUGGUCCCUCACACUGUGCCCUACCCCACUCCGCUCGUCAGCACCCCGUUAGCAGGUCCCUCCCAAAUGCGACAGGGAGAUGGAAUGGAGGCAAACACACCAGCUGAAUUUCAUGGAACCGUGGGACUUCAGUCUCCUGUUAUCCCUCAGACCCCGUUAUACAGCCCCAACGCGCCUGGCAUCUCUGUUACUCCCGCCACUCGAAUUUCCCUAUCUCACCAGCUGCACGAGCCAAUAAAACGCUGGCCUAAUGAUUACACAGUUUCCGAAAUCGCCGACGGCUUCCGGACAAUGGAUGCCAUAACUACACAAACUCCUACCACCACGCAGCGUGUGGCAUUCGAACGCGUCUUUGGAUGUCGAUAUGUAAAGAGCACUGUGUGUCGGCAUCGUGCAGUCUAUCGGAAGGCAGAUCCUGCUGUACGAGCAACAUUCAGGCAAAUGGGGAGUAGUGAGCAGGCGGUUUGGGGUGAGUUUGUGAAAAAGGUUGAGGGAAAACUGAUGACCACGCCUAAAUUAACUGGUGGUGGGGACGAGGAAGGAGCGCCCCAUAAAGUGAGCGCUGCUCUGAAUCCCGAUAUGAACCCCGAUUCUGGUACCCAUGAAUCCAUGGACCAAUCUCACACAAAUUCACAGACAGAUCUGGUGUUACAACGGUGUCCAACCGGUAGGACUUGGCUAACCUCGUACCUAGGGACCUUGAGCGAGUUGCUGAUAUUUCCACAGAGCCCACUGCACCCUUAACGUCCAGCUUGGCGGAAACAGUUACAGCAACAGAAUAAUACCGUUAGUAGAGGGUGCAACGGGGCCUGCACGAACGCUGUUUGGCAGCCAUGUCACGGGUAUACGGUAAAUCUUUUAUUGGCAAGAUUCUGCGCCGAGCUGGUGGUCGUUGGCUUCUCUCGGUGGGCUCUUCGGCUCUAGUAGUUCUAGAAGCUGAGGAUGACUACGAUACUGUGCACCCCUCCCAUUACUAUGGCGAAGAAGUCUUGUUUUGGCA